Messenger RNA from Fusarium venenatum, 1068 nucleotides. RefSeq lists its product as uncharacterized. The record is from RefSeq and is a predicted model, not a curated record. Gene Ontology annotation, cellular component: cytoplasm. NCBI's taxonomy places the organism in Eukaryota, Fungi, Ascomycota, Sordariomycetes, Hypocreales, Nectriaceae. Gene Ontology annotation, biological process: NADPH regeneration. Gene Ontology annotation, molecular function: oxidoreductase activity; nucleotide binding.
AUGGCACCUCAGAAGCUUAAGAUUGCUGCUGCUGGCCUCGGCCGCAUGGGUAAACGACAUGCGAUCAACUUCCUUGAGCGAGCACCCCGCGCGGAGCUCGUGGCCGCCUUCACCCCCGACCCUACCGAAAUGGCCUGGGCCAAGGUAAACCUCGAACCUCAUGGGGUUAAGCUCUACGAUAAUUAUCUGAGCAUGAUCGAACAAGAAGGUCUCCAGGCUGUUGUCAUUGGUACUGCUACCUCUGUCCAUGCCGAGGAGGCUAUCCAGGCCAUGCAAAAGGACCUUCACGUUCUGUGUGAGAAGCCUCUAUCUACAAGCAUUGACGUGUGUCGCCAAGUCGUAGCCGAAGCCAAGAAACGACCCCACCUGAAGGUCAUGUGUGGCUUUUCCCGCCGAUUCGACGAGUCCUAUCGCGAUGCCUUCAGCAAGACCCAACAGGGUGCCAUCGGCCGACCUACAAUUAUCCGCAGUCAGACUUGCGAUAAGCACGACCCCUCAGGCUUUUUCGUUGAAUAUGCUGCUUGGUCAGGUGGUGUUUUUGUUGAUAUGUCUGUGCAUGAUAUCGACCUGACCCUCUGGUUCUUCGGCGAUGAAGUUACUCCCAAAAGCGUUUCAGCUCACGGUGUCCGUGCCGUCCAGCCUGACUUGGCCAAAUACAAUGACUAUGAUAACGCUGUUGGAAUCGUCGAGUUUUGGGGUGGUAAAAUUGCUUACUACUACUGCUCCCGAAUGAUGGCUCAUGGUCAAGAAGAUACCACAGAGGUCAUUGGAACAGAAGGAAAAUUGACUGUCAACGGAAACCCCCAGUCCAACCUUGUCAACUACUAUAACUCCAAUGGCAUCACCCGUGAGGUGCCCGCGCACUAUUACGGACGUUUCGAAAUGGCCUUUGUCCAAGAGUCGAUUGAGUUCACGGAAGCCUGCCUCGACAAUAAGCCUCUACCUCUCAAGCUAACAAAUGCUGUGAAAGCUGUUGAGAUUGGUGCUGCCCUACAGGAAGCUCUUGUGACCGGAAAGCAAAUCAGGUUUGACGAGAUUGGACGUCGCGUUGAGGAGGCUAAGCUGUAA